AUGACGGAUCAUAUUGAUGAAGAUCUUGAACAAUAUGAUCUCUGCCAAACCGUCAACCUCACCAUCGAAAUCGAUGAGCCGACAAUUGUCAUUGAGGAGUCUUUUGAACAGAUAACAGUCAGUGGUUCGUUGCCAAGAGUUGGCCCAUCAAAGAAUCUAGAAGAAGCACUGGCGCUGGCGAGAAUUGGGGAAGAUGUGCUGGUGAGAGAUCUGCCGGAUGAUAUGAGGAAAGAACUCUGCACUCAUCUCAACAUAAACCCAUUUGGAACGAGCAUGAGAAAUUGGGAAACGGUGGCCGCAAAAAUGGGAGCAUCUUCGGAUGAGAUUUUGGGCUUGAAAUCGUCAACAAAUCCAACGGGAGAGCUUCUUUCGCAAAAGAAAUCCGAAAAGGUGAAUGUGUUACUGGAAGCGAUCGCGAAAUCGGGACGAGUCGACACGCUUGUCUCAAUGAGGAAAUUUGCGAUGAGACGGAUUCAAAAACAGGCGAAAGUUGCUCCGAUUAUCGGCAACAACUUCAGCACAGCUUCAACUGUCCCAUGCACGAGUAAAUACGAUGAUUACACGACGGUUGCCCUCUUAAUUCACUAUGAAACGAGCAAAGACGAGAGAAAAGCUUUUAAAAAGUUCAAGCUAAAUUUCAACCUUCAACUACCUCCAGAAAUCUUUGUCGAAGACCUAUUAGAAAUCGAUGCAUCUGAGAAUUUCUAUGCUCAACUUUUAGAAGCUUUUCAAAAGGCAUCUCAUGUGAUCGUUUGUUUAACUCAUUCCUAUUGUCAACUCAUCUCAUCAAUUGAUUCACCGAAAGAUGAUUCACAAAAGGCUGUCAAAAACGUGCACAAUUUGAUGGACACCGAAUUCGGGAACAACAAUUGCAAGAAUAAGCGAUUUCGACCGCUAAUCAUGGAGGAGUCAAUCUCUCGAAAUCUUCCUCUCGGAUGGGCUUCAUCGACGACUCUCUAUCGAUGGCCCAACGAUUUCCACAAAUUGAUUGAUCGAGUCAAAUUCAAUCCUAUGAUUUCACAAACAAUG
Messenger RNA from Mesorhabditis belari, 1029 nucleotides. Lineage: Eukaryota; Metazoa; Nematoda; Chromadorea; Rhabditida; Rhabditidae. The record is from the annotation of a GenBank genome assembly.